ACUGUGGCUAGCGGUCACUGAAGGAUGACAGGCUGAGCUGUGUUCUGAGGAGGGGGAUCGCCCCGAGGCAUGGGCCGAGGGUCACACAACAGGGUACAUCGGAUUCCCUUGAGGAAAGAGUCAGGCAGACCCCGAAAGGGCUCCGAUGGUCCGGAUGGUUCUGCCAGGUUCUCGGCUGGACCGGGUUGGUGGCCUGAAUGUAUUAGCUUUGCUCUGUCUGCCCAAGAGAAAUAAGAAUGUCUAAGCCCCUGGAGGCCGAGAAGCAAAGUCUGGACUCCCCGUCAGAGCACACAGACACCGAAAGAAAUGGACCCGACAUUAACCAUCAGAACCCCCAGAAUAAAGCGUCCCCAUUCUCUGUGUCCCCAACUGGCCCCAGCACCAAGGUGGGCAUUCUCUCUGGCCUCCACUUAACAUUCUGGGGUCCCGGACCCUGCCUCUCUCCUCCCCAGAUCAAGGCUGAAGACCCCAGUGGCGAUUCAGCCCCAGCAGCACCCCCGCCCCCCCAGCCGGCUCAGCCUCAUCUGCCCCAGGCCCAACUCAUGCUGACGGGCAGCCAGCUAGCUGGGCUCUCAGCACUGAUACCUGCUCAGCAGCAACUCCUCCUUCAGCAAGCUCAGGCCCAGCUGCUGGCCGCUGCCGUCCAGCAGUCCAGCGCCGCUGCCGCCAACGCUGCUGCUGCCGCCGCUGCCGCCUCCACCUCCUCCUCCACCUCUUCCGCCUCCUCCUCCACCUCGCAGACCCCAGCCUCCUCUGGGGGAGGCGACCUGCCACCAUCACAGCCUACCAGCCAGCCCCCAGGGACCCCACAGCUCACCUUGUCCCAACCCAUCCAGCUCACAGCACAGGACAUACAGCAACUCCUCCAGCUCCAGCAGCUGGUGCUUGUCCCCGGCCACCACCUCCAGCCACCUGCUCAGUUCCUGCUGCCACAGGCACAGCAGAGUCAGCCAGGCCUGCUACCAACGCCAAAUCUAUUCCAGCUACCUCAACAAACCCAGGGAGCUCUCCUGACCUCCCAGCCCCGGGCUGGGCUUCCUACACAGCCCCCGAAAUGCUUGGAGCCGCCCUCCCACCCGGAGGAGCCCAGCGAUCUGGAGGAGCUGGAACAGUUUGCUCGCACCUUCAAGCAACGCCGCAUCAAGCUGGGCUUCACACAGGGUGAUGUGGGCCUGGCCAUGGGCAAGCUCUAUGGCAACGACUUCAGCCAAACGACCAUUUCCCGCUUCGAGGCCCUCAACCUGAGCUUCAAGAACAUGUGUAAACUCAAGCCCCUCCUGGAGAAGUGGCUCAACGACGCAGAGACUAUGUCUGUGGAUUCAAGCCUACCCAGCCCAAACCAGCUGAGCAGCCCCAGCCUGGGUUUCGACGGGCUGCCGGGGCGGAGACGCAAGAAGAGGACCAGCAUCGAGACGAAUGUCCGCUUCGCCUUAGAGAAGAGUUUCCUAGCGAACCAGAAGCCUACCUCAGAGGAGAUCCUGCUGAUCGCAGAGCAGCUGCACAUGGAGAAGGAAGUGAUCCGCGUCUGGUUCUGCAACCGGCGCCAGAAGGAGAAACGCAUCAACCCUUGCAGUGCGGCCCCCAUGCUGCCCAGCCCGGGAAAGCCGACCAGCUACAGCCCUCACCUGGUCACACCCCAAGGGGGCGCAGGGACCUUACCAUUGUCCCAAGCUUCUAGCAGUCUGAGCACAACAGUUACUACCUUAUCCUCAGCUGUGGGGACGCUCCAUCCCAGCCGGACAGCAGGAGGGGGUGGGGGUGGGGGCGGAGCUGCGCCCCCCCUCAAUUCCAUCCCCUCUGUCACUCCCCCACCCCCGGCCACCACCAACAGCACAAACCCGAGCCCUCAAGGCAGCCACUCGGCUAUUGGCUUGUCGGGCCUGAACCCCAGCGCGGGAAGCACAAUGGUGGGGUUGAGCUCUGGGCUGAGUCCAGCCCUCAUGAGCAACAACCCUUUGGCCACUAUCCAAGCCCUGGCCUCUGGUGGAACCCUGCCCCUUACCAGCCUUGAUGGCAGCGGGAACCUGGUGCUGGGGGCAGCCGGUGCGGCCCCAGGGAGUCCCAGCUUAGUAACCUCGCCUCUCUUCUUGAACCACACCGGUCUGCCGCUGCUCAGUGCCCCACCAGGCGUGGGCCUGGUCUCAGCGGCGGCUGCAGCCGUAGCAGCAUCCAUCUCCAGCAAGUCUCCUGGCCUCUCCUCGUCUUCUUCAUCCUCAUCAUCCUCCACGUGCAGUGAUGUGGCAGCACAGACCCCUGGAGGCCCCGGAGGACCCGAGGCGGGGUCCAAGGCUGAGUGAGAGCCGGCCAUGCCUCCCCUCCUACUCCUCUGAAUCUCCCGACCUUGGUCCCCUGCCCAAGAGAGGGUAAGGAGGCUGGUGGGGGAUACGGUGGGUCCUUGGAGCAGGAGUGACAAAGGAGGAAAAGACCAAAAAUCCAACCAAAAAGAAAAGAAAAGAAAAAACGACAAAACAAAAAAAAUAAAUAAAUAAACAAAAAAACAAAGAGACCAACCAACAAAAAAGAAAACCAAAAAUAUUCACAACAGAAACCAGCUGCCCUAAAGGAAACAGAUGGAAAACAAAGAAACGAACAACUACAACAAAACAACAACAACAACAACAAAAAACACCUCCAAACUAACCAAACACCCCCACCCCCAAACCAAACAAACCAAAAACCAGUCUUGAGCCAGAUCUUGGAGUGCUCACUGCUAUGACACCAAAUAAGAACCUUCAGCCAGGAGCGGAGCAGCCUCCAGCAGGUCGGACCUCAUGCCGCGGAGCCCUGGCUGUGGGACCAACUCCUAACCUUACCCCACUGAGGGUGGGCAGAGAAGGAACCAGAGAAUGUGCCAGCUUGCUGGCCCAGCCCCAGCUCUGGGCCAAUGGAGACAGGUACUGCCUGGGGCAGGAGGCCCAGGGCCCAGAGCCACCUACCAAAUGGUCUUUUCCACAAGGUAAAAGAGAAAGGACCCGAACAACCUUACACCAAAUACUCAGUAGCUUCAUCCAAAGGAUGUACAGAGUUUUCAGCGUUGCGCUCAACAGAAUGUGUGUCCCUUCUACGUGUUUCCUCCCCCCCCAGCCCCCCAGCUCUCCCCAACAGGGCAGGGGGUCUCGCUUUAACCCCUCCCCCCGCCACCCCCAGUCUGGGGAGAGUUCAGAGGAAGGCCUGGGAAUGGGCUUUUUUGUCCUCUGCCCCUUUCUUUCUCCCUUUGAAGGGUGGGCUAGGCCAUUUUUUGCCGAGUUCCAGCUCUCAAAAGCCCCUCCUGAGCUCCCCCAUCACCUUUCUGCUCUGGAGUCUACCUCCUCCCCAGACUGUGGGAAGGUGGUCGGUUCAAGCAAAGGGGGAUACAGUGAGGGCAACCAAGUUGUCUUUCUUCCCAUCCUGUCUGUCAGUUUCCCUGAAAAAAAAAAUCAUAUUCCAGUGCCUAUCCGUGGGAUCUUCACGUUCUUUGACAUUAACCAGAAACCAAAAAGAUUAACUCGCCUCGCUCUGCCCACCCUACACCCCCUAUGAUACUGGCAGAUACCUCUCCUGUCCCCUUCCCUCCCCACCUUCCAAUGCACACACGCACACACCCCAGUGGUGGGCUCCUCCGGAUGGCAUCUCCAUCAGAACCACAUGGUGGUGACAUCACUAUGACCUGUGGUUCCCCAUGCAAGUGGCUACCACUCCCACGAGACCUCCACGAGUAUUGGCUGGACCCUGUAUUUGCCUAGCUCUGGACAAAUCUCAACAGUGGACAGAGGAGAUGCUACUGGGAGCCACCAUGCCCUCCUACCAUGGAGGCCAACAAAGUUUUGAACCAAAAAAAAAAAACCAAACCAAACAAACAAACACACACAAAACCCAACAAAAAACAAAAACAGAAAACCAAACAAACAAUAAAUUAAAACUAGAAAAAAGAAUUUAUAGAUAUAUAUAUAGAUAUAUAUAUAUAUGGGAAAGAAGAUGUGGACUCUUCAAGACAAGAAUGAGCCGCAAGAUGGAGCCAAGCCCUGCAGGGUGAUCCAGGCCUUUGGUUGCCGGGGCGGAUGGAACGAUGGACGCUUCUUUCUCUUCACAAAUACCUCAUGGACGUCGUCUUCGGAAAGCCGGAGGGGGGUGCGGCUGGGGCAGGGCCUGUCCCUCAGCCAGGGUGGAUGGAAGCGGGUGGGUGGGGCUGAGAAAGGGUGUCAGGGACAUGGGUGAAAGAGACCCCAAGCUCCCUCCCUGCCAAUCAACCGAAAAAGCUUUAAAAGAAAAAAAAAAGGAGAAGCAAAAAGAAUGGACGAAGGAAAACCAA
Messenger RNA from Mus musculus (house mouse), 4288 nucleotides. RefSeq names its product POU domain, class 2, transcription factor 2 (gene Pou2f2). The transcript has 17 exons. The coding region runs from base 237 to 2297 and encodes 686 amino acids. Gene Ontology annotation, cellular component: nucleus; nucleoplasm; cytoplasm. Gene Ontology annotation, biological process: regulation of DNA-templated transcription; spermidine transmembrane transport. Gene Ontology annotation, molecular function: DNA binding; DNA-binding transcription factor activity; DNA-binding transcription factor activity, RNA polymerase II-specific. Lineage: Eukaryota; Metazoa; Chordata; Mammalia; Rodentia; Muridae. The record is from RefSeq and is marked validated.